Molecule: messenger RNA, 2255 nt
Organism: Rhopalosiphum maidis (corn leaf aphid)
Lineage: Eukaryota; Metazoa; Arthropoda; Insecta; Hemiptera; Aphididae
Exons: 6
Coding region: 352-1338 (328 amino acids)
Source: RefSeq, a predicted model, not a curated record
UAUUGUACACAUGUGCACCGCGCAUAUUUCGUGUGUAUUUAAUAAAUAAUAAUAUUAUCGCGAUAUAAUAUUAUAAUAUAUACGCAACUCAUAGUACACACCACUCGACGACGAGAGUUCCGUCGCGAUAUCUCAAGCUCGAUACACUAAUAGUAUAGUCGCCUACUGCUCGGACCGCACAUCAUGAUGAGCAACAGGUCGCGCUCUGGCCGCCCGAUGUAGACGCGUACGCAUGUCCGAGUGUUCGACCGUUUUGACAGUAUAGUGUAAUGUGAUUUAUUUAUUUUUUGACACGCGCCUUUGCCGUUAUUACAUAUUACAUUUAGGAUUUUUUCAUUCCGUUCUCUCGUCAUGCCGACGACACCGCAAAUGAUUAUGAUCUCUGCGAUGGUCCCGACGUUGGCAAUGUUCGUCUGUUCGGCGUUUUCCGCCGCCACGGCGGCGCCGCAGGGAACGUCACCCGACGACGAAACCGCAGUGGCGGAAAUAUCACACGAACCGACGAAUAUGGUGCGUUUUGUGUUAUCGGAUAUACCGCCUGUGUACCAUUGUAACGACAGCCUGCAAUGCCCAUCUGAAUUUGGUUUCACCAGGUGCGAAAAUCACCUGUGUGUGUGCGACGAGAAUUUUUAUCAAGUACUCAACAAGACUUCUGAUACUACCUACUGUCGCCUAUGUUCGCUGUUUCAAGAAAGCUGCGCCGUCACACAAUGCUGUGAAAAUCCACAUGCCACAUUUUGCUUCAACGGUUUGUGCGUAUGCAGGCCUGGAAUGGACGAAGAGUGUCUUUUGAUGAUUUAUAGAGGCAGGUACACUCCGACGCUGGGCAUUCAGUUGGCCAACACUCUUUCAGUGUCGUUCGCAUUCGUCUUCCUUGCCAUUACAUUCGUCGCGGUCAUUAGGAAAACGUUAUUCAGGUGCAGUUUUUGCAGAUGCGAUUCGAUGAGCAGAGUAGCUAGUGACAGUUCACUGAACGAGUUCAUUAAGCAAAAAAUGCAAAACAGGCCGCCGUGUUACGACGACAUCGAAAAAGACCGUAAAGUUCCUAUUGCUGACUGCAGUACAAGUGUAUGCACCAAUAACCAUCAGCCUCCGCCCGAGUACGGCGCCAUUCACUUCGGCCGGCAGGGCACAAUCCUGCGCGGCUCGUUGAACCCGUCCCUGUCGAUCAGCGACGAAGUGGAAAUGAACACGGCCCCGCCUAACUAUUCGACGUUCACGACCGUCACCCAAGUCACGCUGACGACGACCGCUGACACGUCAACCGCUCGGACCAACGACGAAAUCAUUCUCACGCAACCGAUCUACACGAAUCGCGAGUUCUUGCGACUCGGGUAGACCUUCCUCCGUGAUGUCCGCGAGACCGCAUACAUAAUAUGUGCACACGAGAUAUUAUAUUAUUAUGGUAUAUUAUUAUCGUGUUGUAAUGUACGGCCGGUCUCGCGAUCUCUACUGUACAGAUCACUGCUCACAUUAUGCAUACAGACUGGGGUAUUACGAUAAUAUAACAUUCCGUCCUAUGUACUUAUAUAUAUAUAUAUAUAAUAUUAUGUGACGUUGUAUGACUGUUUUGUGUAUUUUGUUAUAAUUUUUUUUUUUUUUGUCCCUUCUCGUGCUGUACGUUACCUACCAAGUACCAAUCUAUACAAAUACAUAUAUACUCUAUAGUAAUAAUAUAAAUAAUAGGCGAAUAUGUGAAUAAAACGACCGACGACUGUGUACCGUACGACUGACUCCACAUCGACCGCUUAUAUUAUGUGUAGUAUAUAAUACCCGUACACGGGUAUAUGGCCGUGCGAGUUUGAACGUUUGAGAUGAUUAUUAUUGUAUUGCGUUUUGUUCGUUUUUUUCUUUUCUUUUUCGUUGUUCAGUAUUUGUACCUAUUUGUAUUUUUGUUAUUUUUGCACGAUUUAAUUGUAUUGUGUACGCGUCGUAUACAUUUUAUUUAUAUACAUAGAUAUAUUCAUUAUCAUCAGUGAUAUUCAAUGUGAUAUUGUAGUAAUAAUAAGUUAUACCUAAAUAGAUAAAUACGUGCGAGUCCCUAGCUAGUGCGUAAACCGCAGCCUAUUAUUUAACCUGCGCACGUUACCUACGACUGAUGAUAUAUUAUAAGUGAACGUUAAACUCGUGUUGUUUUUUAACGUCAUCCGUUAAAUAUAUCUGUACAUGUAUAAAUAAUAAUUAUGUACCUAUAUGUACCUUUAUAUAUAUGAUGCUAAUUGAUAAACAAAACGAAUAAAUAUACGAUUUCUAGA